AUGAAUCGAAGAGUUCCAUCGUAUCCUGAUUCAUUUAGUGAAUCGUACGUCAAUUCCACUAGAACGAUAUCAUCUUCAUCAUCAAUAAUAAGUACUCCAAGUAAUAGAAAACAUCAAACCAAUGCCGGAAAUCAACAGAACCAAGGAUUACUUAAUUCUCAGAAUCAAUCAACUAAUCAAUUAGGGCAAAUAAAUACCGAUAAAAAGAAGAAUAAUUUAAUUUCAAAAACCAAAAUAAAACCAAAGAAAUCCAAUGUUAAUUUAGUAAAGAAUAAACUAUUAAACCUUCAGAAAUCCCUGAAGAUUUAUACUAAGAGUGAUGAUUUCAAAAUGACUAAGAACUUCAUAGUGAGAAGACCAAUUAAUAUGAAUCACUAUGAUUAUUCAGUUUUCACUAAACGAGAUAAUUGGAAUACAAGUGAUGAUAAUUCAGACCCUGAACCCCCAUGCGUUAAAGAAAGUCAAAUUAAAGCUUGGGAAAGUGCUGAGAAAAUCAGUAAUAACUUAAUAUUUGAUCAUGAUAGUGAUUUAAGUGAUGAGGAUGAUAAUUUAUUGAAAGAAGAAGGUAAUGAUAAUGAAAUUGAUGAUAACGAUAAUUAUUUAAAGAAUGAUAUAAUAAAAUCCAUACCAGGAUACACUAAGAAUGAAUUAGAACUAAUACUAAGAAGACAUGAUGGUAUUCAAAUACUGGAAAAGAAUUUCAAACUUCUAGAAAAUGAAGAAAAGCAAGAAUUAUAUAAAUUAAGACAAUCUCAACAAGCUCAACAAGAGAAAUUCUUUAAUCAAUAUCAAACAUUAACCAACAAAAGAAAAAUUCAAGUCAAUCAAAAGAAAGAAUUAUUCAAUAAAAUAUUUGGUUACAAUAAUUUAUUAAAUCAAGAGUACAUUACUAAUAAUACAUCAUAUUCUUCUUUAGAAAAUGUGAUGAAUACUCAAAAAUCAUAUCAUGAAGAUAAAUCCGAAAUCUCAACUAUUCUAGAACAAGAUAAGAUGUUCAAUAAAAAAUUACUGGAAUUGAAGGAUAUUUUACGUAAAAAUGAUAAAUUAGGAGAAUUAAAAGAAGAAUUAGAUUAUGAAAAAUUCCAAAAAUUAAUUUAUCACAAAUUAUCCUCAAUGUAUAAUAAUGAUAAGGGUGAUGACGAUGAUGACGAAGAACUUGGUAAUUUCGUUAUUAAUUAUUUAAGAAAAUGUAUCAAGGAUGAUGAUCAUGACAGACUGUAA
Molecule: messenger RNA, 1221 nt
Organism: Yamadazyma jaroonii
Lineage: Eukaryota; Fungi; Ascomycota; Pichiomycetes; Serinales; Debaryomycetaceae
Source: the annotation of a GenBank genome assembly